This is a messenger RNA of Eruca vesicaria subsp. sativa (arugula), 780 nucleotides long. The record is from the annotation of a GenBank genome assembly. NCBI's taxonomy places the organism in Eukaryota, Viridiplantae, Streptophyta, Magnoliopsida, Brassicales, Brassicaceae.
AUCAAUCUGUGGAUCAAUAGCAUCUCAUUUCAUUCAUAUGCUGAUAUUACAUACCAGAGCACAACCAAUGGAGACAAAGGCAUUCUGGACCUCAAAUCUGCUUUACAGAACAUAUUUGCUGAGACAAUUGUUCAUAGCAAGGAUGAAUUUCUGCAAACUUUUUCGACAGAAAGAGAUUUCAUCAGAAAUAUGGUCUCAAACGGAGAGGUAAUACAUUCCGGAGUGAUAGAUGGAAGCAUCAUUAAUGCUCAAGUGGCUCCUUCAGAUCUCCAAGUUUUACGGAUGGAGAUUGGUUCUCCAAAUGCUGGACUCCUCUAUAGCCGAUUGGUUCCCCUUGUUCUUCUUUUUGUAGAUGGAAGCAACCCCAUUGAUGUCACUGACCCUGACUGGCAUUUAUAUCUCUUAAUUCAAAAGAAAGAGGACAAAGAAGAGCCUUUAUAUCAAAUUGUGGGCUUUACUGCUAUUUAUAAGUUCUAUCGUUAUCCCGACAGGUUAAGGAUGAGACUCAGCCAGAUCCUGGUCCUGCCUUCCUUCCAAGGAAAAGGAUAUGGAAGCUAUCUCAUGGAGGUUGUAAACAAAAUGGCCGUAGCAGAAAACGCUUACGAUCUUACAGUGGAAGAGCCAUCAGAAAAGUUCCAACACGUCCGCACUUGCAUAGACAUAAACCGCUUACUCGCUUUCGAUCCAAUCAAUCCAGCCAUAAAAUCAGCUGUUGAGACUCUCACAAAAGGAAAUCUGUCAAAGAAGGCUGACCCCCCUUGCUAUAAACUUGCUUCUUAG